AUGAAACGCGACAAGCACUACCAGAUGGUAGUUGGUGAUCAAGUGUUGUUGGGUGAAAUGGAAACAACCAUCUUUGUUGACUCUUACAAUCUUGAGGUUUUCCAAUCAUCAUUUGAUGACAACAAGGUUUCACAUCUGGUCAUCGUCCAAGUUAACCUUGACAAUUCUUCACUAAAUGGUUCUGGACUUAUCUUCGGAGCAUAG
Sungouiella intermedia is the source of this 204-nucleotide messenger RNA. Lineage: Eukaryota; Fungi; Ascomycota; Pichiomycetes; Serinales; Metschnikowiaceae. The record is from the annotation of a GenBank genome assembly.